Molecule: messenger RNA, 593 nt
Organism: Maylandia zebra (zebra mbuna)
Lineage: Eukaryota; Metazoa; Chordata; Actinopteri; Cichliformes; Cichlidae
Product: histone H4
Cellular component (GO): nucleosome
Molecular function (GO): protein heterodimerization activity; DNA binding; structural constituent of chromatin
Source: RefSeq, a predicted model, not a curated record
UUCAAAGAAGAAACUGUAACCAUGAGUGGACGAGGCAAGGGUGGCAAAGGGCUCGGCAAGGGAGGCGCCAAGCGUCACCGUAAAGUUCUCCGUGAUAACAUCCAGGGUAUCACCAAACCCGCUAUCCGUCGUCUGGCUCGCCGUGGCGGAGUGAAGCGUAUCUCCGGCCUGAUCUACGAGGAGACUCGUGGUGUGCUCAAGGUCUUCCUGGAGAACGUCAUCCGUGAUGCCGUCACCUACACUGAGCACGCCAAGAGGAAGACUGUGACCGCCAUGGAUGUGGUGUACGCUCUGAAGAGGCAAGGCCGCACUCUGUACGGCUUUGGCGGUUAAACUCAUUCGACCUAAUCCAUCAAACGGCUCUUUUAAGAGCCACACACUUUCACUUUGAGAGUUUUGUUCCCUUAUGACCGACUGACAUUGCCUACAUAUUGUAACUGACUGGGUUACAAGUCAGUUGACUGUUGUGUUAUCAGUGUAUUGUGUUCAUAGUUGGACCACAUCCGCAGCAUGGUGAUUUACCGAGUGUCCUUGAAUGUGCAGUAGUCGAGAGGCCGGUUAGUCUGUCAAUCAGAUCAGCUACCAAUGACAGU